This is a messenger RNA of Theileria orientalis strain Shintoku, 258 nucleotides long. RefSeq lists its product as hypothetical. The record is from RefSeq and is a predicted model, not a curated record. Lineage: Eukaryota; Apicomplexa; Aconoidasida; Piroplasmida; Theileriidae. Bases 1 to 258 code for a protein of 85 amino acids. The transcript is spliced from 2 exons.
AUGGAACCUCAAAAGUACAAUUUAUACAAUAUAUUUAUAGUUUGUACUGGAGUUUACGAGUAUAUCAUAGGCGGGCAUGGUCUAGUGGUUAUGACGCCUGCUUCACACGCAGGAGGUCCCGAGUUCGAGCCUCGGUGGUCCAGGGAGCGGGCAUGGUCUAGUGGCUAUGACGUCUGCCUAACACGCAGAAGAUCCCGAGUUCGAUCCUCGGUGCCCGUACCAUUUUAUCUUUUGCAAAUGAUAUUUAGACUUAAAUGA